Paramecium tetraurelia is the source of this 1131-nucleotide messenger RNA. RefSeq lists its product as uncharacterized. The record is from RefSeq and is a predicted model, not a curated record. NCBI's taxonomy places the organism in Eukaryota, Ciliophora, Oligohymenophorea, Peniculida, Parameciidae. The transcript is spliced from 5 exons.
AUGGGUUAAAAAUUAAAAGUUGGACUGAAAUACAUGAGAGAUAUAGGAGGUAAUCGCACCAUAACUUUAGAUGCCACUAAAUAAACUUCAUUGGAGAAUAUUAAGAUGGGAAAAAAAUAGGUGUUUGGAAAAUACAAAAUAAUAAUGACUAAAUGUAUCCAAAUAGUUUCAUUUAAUAGAGGAGGAGGAUCAUAUGAAGAUGGUUUGAAAUCUGGAGAAUGGAUAGAAAUUCAUGACAAUUUUUAAGACAAUUUUAAGAUAAUUAUAGAGGGCGAAUAUGAUAUGGGAAAAAAAGCUGGAACUUGGACAUCAAAAAUAAGAUAACCAUCGUCAUAACAAUAAUCAAUUAUAAUUGGUGGGGGAAAUUAUAAUGAUGGAUUGAAGACAGGAGAAUGGACUGAGUUGGAUUAAAAUUAUGAAAAGUAAUGGAAUUUUACUAAAGGGAAGAAUCAAUUAAAUCACCUAUUAAGGAAUAUAUCAAGAAGGGAAAAAAGUUUAAAUUUGGGAUAUAAAAACAAAUAAUAUUAGAAUGUAAGUAAUUUAUUGAUUCAAGUGGGGGAGGCACAUAUCUAUAUACAGGUGAAAAAGAUGGAGAAUGGAUUGAGUUAGAUGAUAAUUUUAGAAAGUAUUAUUUCCUAUAGCUAAAUUGUUGAGUCUUUGUUAAGUCAUCAAUAAAGGCGAGUAUUAAAAUGGGAAGAAAGUUGGAAACUGAGAAAUUUAAUUAAGAGAGGAAAUUAAGAAAUAUAACUAAACGAUCGUGAAGAUGUAUUUUUAAUGUCAUAUAAAUUUAGAGGAGGAGGAGAGUAUGAUGAUUAAGGGAGUUAAACAAAGAAGUGGAUUGAAUUAUAUUAAAAUUUUUGGAAGUAGAGUGUAUUAAUAAAUAAUAGGGAUUGUCGAGUUAUAUUUUAAGGAAAAUAUUAGGAUGGGAAAAAAGAAGGAAAAUGGGAGAGUUUGUUUUAAUCGGAUUCAAAUCAUGAUUAUGCUCUUUUCGGAGGAGGUUUAUAUAAUAGAGGUUUGAAGCAUGGUCCAUGGAUUGAAUUUUAAGAAAAGAUAACAUUGAGCCCUCAAUAACACCUAAUAGUUUCAAAAUACGAUAAUGGAAAAGGAAUAAAUUAAAAAUAACAUUAAUGA